Molecule: messenger RNA, 2155 nt
Organism: Anastrepha obliqua
Lineage: Eukaryota; Metazoa; Arthropoda; Insecta; Diptera; Tephritidae
Product: zinc finger protein sens
Exons: 4
Coding region: 190-1929 (579 amino acids)
Cellular component (GO): nucleus
Source: RefSeq, a predicted model, not a curated record
UUUUAUGGUUUUCCAAAGUUAGUUAAUAAAAUUUGUGUUAAAUCAGAGAUUCAAAAUUUCAACUCAACGUACAGGCAUAACCUGUGCGCGCAGCUGUGCAAAUUCGAGGGGAGGCACAGUCAAAAUCAAGAAAUAUAAACAAAAAACUCAAAAAUAAAAAUACAAAUUUUUCCACACACGGCAUUCAAAAUGAAUCACCUUUCGCCUCCGCUCACACCGCAUUCGCAGAAACCAACACAAUCGCCAUCGUUGACGACAUUCGCAAAUUCUUCACUUGAUGUGAAUCUUGACUCCACGAAGAAUUGGAUACAACAUGCGUCCACUUUCAAUUCGGUUAUUGCAUCGGCGCAGAAGUUAAAUAAUCUUCCCUUUCCAUACAAUUCACUUUUCUACUCCAGCGUCUUAUGGCCACAAUUCCUGCUCUCCUCUACAACAUCAGCGCUUGGCACACCCACCACUCCUACAACUCCCAACUCUCCCGCGUCGUUCGCCAACAAUCGUGACUACACACUCACCCCCGAAAAGGAUCAGGAAAAUGUAGUUGCCCCGCUGCAAGAUAGCAGCAAUGGUGAGGAUAUGCCGCUCAACCUAUCACUUAAACAAACGUCGUCUUUGAAAAAAUUGUCGCGCUUCAGCCCCGAACGAAGAGAUGAGAGCAGCGAGGCCGGCCAAGUUACUGCCAACGCUGUCGCGCAAAUUACAAGCACACCGCCACCAUUGCGAGCCGUCAACCUCAAAACCACCGCACCCAAUCCCACCGAGAAUACCUUGAUCAACAAACAGGAACAGCGUUCACCGACAAAGCGGCGGUCGCAUAGCUCGCUCAUCUGGUCACCGGCAAGUAUGUGCGAGAAAAGGGAAGCGCCCGAGCCCGCAGCAAGCGUCGACUAUAGUGGCACGUAUGUCAUCGAUCCAAUAGUGCGUAAAUUUAAAUACGAACGUCGCGCCAACUAUCCACGCCGUUCGAUUGGCGCGGGGUCUGGUGAUGUGUCGCUUGAAUCGCCACUCUCCUCCACCACAGCUUUGGCGACGCAAUUCAAUGCUGCUGCCGUGGCAGCUGCAGCCCGUGCACAAGAUCUGAAAGCGGCCAAUUUGGAGUUGGAAGUGGCUGCGCAACAACAAAUCUAUGCGCAUCGUACCGCCUUCAUGGCCGGUCUGGCGACGGGCAAUAAUUUUGAAAUGUUGCAAGCACAUCUGAAGGAACUGCAGAGUCGCGCUGAUGCUUUCGUGCAAAACAACAACAAUGAAAAUUCCAUGGUAAGCAGGAAUGCAAGUCGCCUGGGAAGGGGUGGCAGCUACGAUAGCCACGAUGACGGUUUGGAACAACUGAAAACAGAAGAAGAUGCGGAUAUGGAUAUGACGGAGGAUGCGAUCCGUUACUCACCUAAUGAUUCGGUAUCCGCGCACGAGCAACACCAACAGCAGUUGCACCAAUAUGUUGCACAACAACAACACCAACAUCCGGACUCGACGGCGAUCAUUAGCACAGCAGAUGUUCAUCACCGCUCGUACAGUUGCAGCAGCGAAGGCGAGGAGAAGCGUGGGACACGCAACUUUCAGUGCAAACAAUGUGGCAAAUCCUUUAAGCGUUCAUCGACUCUGUCUACACAUUUACUAAUACACAGCGACACUCGGCCGUAUCCCUGCCAGUAUUGCGGCAAGCGAUUCCACCAAAAAUCCGAUAUGAAGAAACACACAUACAUACAUACAGGUGAAAAGCCGCACAAAUGCACCGUUUGUCUUAAAGCUUUCAGCCAAAGCUCCAACCUCAUCACACACAUGCGCAAACACACCGGCUACAAGCCUUUCGGCUGUGGUCUCUGCGACCAGUCAUUUCAACGCAAAGUGGAUCUGCGACGUCAUCGCGAGAGUCGUCACGAAGAGAGUUUGGCACCCGUGAAAAUGGAGGUGAGCAGCAGUAGUUGCUGAAGACACGCCUAUGGGCCAGAAGAGGCUCAGAACUAUAACGAGACUGGUAGUUUGUCGAUCAUGCCGCGCAACAGGUAUCCGUUAUGGAUUGGCUAAGCGAGUGCGGGUUCGAAGUAUCAGAAAGUGUCAUUAGUGUAGUGAUAUUUCGUGCACACAUUUGCAAACAUUUCGUACAUGCAUACAUAGUAUGCUUAGAAUAUUUAUUGAAGUUAUUUAAAUAGUGUUU